Molecule: messenger RNA, 687 nt
Organism: Helobdella robusta
Lineage: Eukaryota; Metazoa; Annelida; Clitellata; Rhynchobdellida; Glossiphoniidae
Exons: 1
Coding region: 1-687 (228 amino acids)
Biological process (GO): actin cytoskeleton organization
Molecular function (GO): small GTPase binding; actin binding
Source: RefSeq, a predicted model, not a curated record
AUGAAACUAAUAAGUCAAGUUGAUUUUGAAAACUGCGAUCCCAAAACGUGCCUAUCUAUGUUGAAAAUGCCAUCUCUUAAAAUGUACGUAGCCUUGAACAAGAAACUGAAAUCCUGUCGUCAGAGCGUGUGGAUGAAAGAGUUUUUAGAGCUGGGAGGAUUGGCUAUUUUACUGGAAGGUGUCAACACGAUAACAGGCAAAAAGGUGCAACUUUCUGAUGCUCUGGUGCUAAUCGAGUACGUGGCAUGCAUCAAAACUGUAAUGAACUCAUCCAUAGGUCUCAGAGUCAUCACCAAUAAUAAGGAGUACAGUCAAAAAUUGAUCAAAGCACUUGAUUCCAACAACACGACCGUCAAGAAGCAAAUCUUUGACUUGCUGUCGGGCUUGCGCCUCUCGUCAGAGAAAGGGUUUGAGUGCUGCAUUGAAGCUGUCAACUCGUACAAGACAAUUUCAAGCAACCAAUACCUUUUCAAUUUUAUGAUGAACGAGCUGAAAAAUCAUUCAGUCUCCGAUUACUCCUGCUCCAUCAUGUCUUUCAUCAACUGCAUAAUACAUGGUGUCGACGAUCUUGCAGAAAGAAUGAAAAUCAAAAAGGAAUUCAUUGGGUUGAACCUGUUGGACAUGAUCUGCGGUUCGUCAAUCACGAGAACCUCCAGAUACAGUUCGACGUCUUCACUGAUGAAAUGA